Molecule: messenger RNA, 1346 nt
Organism: Callorhinchus milii (elephant shark)
Lineage: Eukaryota; Metazoa; Chordata; Chondrichthyes; Chimaeriformes; Callorhinchidae
Gene: tmem53
Product: transmembrane protein 53
Exons: 3
Coding region: 52-1053 (333 amino acids)
Source: RefSeq, a predicted model, not a curated record
GGGUUGAGCCAAGUUGAGCUGGAGUUUGGCCGUUGGUGUGUUUGCAGCUCGAUGGCAGUGCUGAGGAAGCUCCUUUGUGUGGCUGCUCCGCUCUGUGCGGGCGGCAGAGCUGGGAUCACAAACCCUCUGCUCAGCUCAACCAUCAAGUCCAUCUAUUUACCCCAGGCGAGGAGUGCUCUGUUUCCUGUGCCCAGGAGAUCGUGUUCCUCAGUCCCUCAGGCUCCCCAAAUCCAAAUCCACCGUUUGCAAGGAGCCAGCUCGGAUUUUGAAGAUGAUCCUGUGGUAAUCUUGUUGGGUUGGGCUGGCUGUCGCGAAAAGCAUUUAGCAAAAUACAGUCACAUCUACAAAAAAAAGGGUUGCAUAGUUAUCAGUUAUACUGCUCCCUGGGAAGAUAUAUUUUUAAUCUCACUAUGCACAAGAUCCCUCCAUGGCACUGCUAAGAAAUUGCUGGACCUGCUGUUUGAUAUUGGCAUUGAAGAGCAUCCAAUUGUAUUCCAUGUCUUCAGUAACGGAGGGUGUAUGCUCUACCGCUACAUCAUUGAGCUGCAAUAUGACAGAGGUGCAACUCGGUACAGGAAGUUGAAUGUAGUCGGUACUAUUUUUGACAGCGGACCUGGAGACAAGAACUUUCAGGGGGGCAUCCGAGCACUCCAUUCAAUCCUGAGGCCAUCCAACAAUCCUUUCAUAAAGAUAUUUGCUACUGUCACAUUUGUCUUCGUUGCGCUCAUUAGGUUUAUGCUUUACCCAGCGUCCAAGUUUUGGUCCCUGUCCCUCUAUGACAGUCUGAAGCAGGAUCCAUCUCGGUGGCCCCAACUUUACUUGUAUUCCAAAUCAGACAAGGUUAUUUCCUACAAGGACAUAGAAAAUAUGAUCAGAGCCAGAAAACAGUUACGUGUUCGGGUGGAAUCUGUGGACUUUGGCACAUCACAACAUGUAAACCAUUUCAGAGAAUUCCCAGAGAAAUAUUCCAUCAGGGUCCUCAGUUUCCUCAAGCAAUGCAUUGGGCAAUCAACUGGUACUGGAAGGUCUGGCAAAAAACACUUACCAAUGUAAUAAAGCUUCAGAGAGGGAAUGUCUGCACUCCGUUUUGAAAAGUCUUUUGCAAUCCUCCAAAGAGGUUACAUAUUUUAAUGGGAGAUGGUGGUGACUGUAACAUUGAAUAUAAAAGUAACCAGCCUUUCAUGUAAUCUCACACUCUGGUCAUGUAAUAUUCACCCAUCAUAUGCAAGUCUGCUAAUUGUAUUACUGCUGGUGAAGUAUUAAUUGAACUAUUUAGAGUACCGGCCACAUUUAUUUAAUUGGGAGAAAGUUGAAUGCUAUGUAGAGAAAUAAACCAAAGUUAUUCA